Messenger RNA from Periophthalmus magnuspinnatus, 1098 nucleotides. It is a transcript of the gene prokr1a, whose product is annotated as prokineticin receptor 1a. NCBI's taxonomy places the organism in Eukaryota, Metazoa, Chordata, Actinopteri, Gobiiformes, Gobiidae. The transcript is spliced from 5 exons. The record is from RefSeq and is a predicted model, not a curated record. Gene Ontology annotation, molecular function: neuropeptide receptor activity. Bases 1 to 1098 code for a protein of 365 amino acids. Gene Ontology annotation, cellular component: membrane. Gene Ontology annotation, biological process: neuropeptide signaling pathway.
AUGGCCGCCAGCUCCAACCUGAGCUCAGAGAUGGACGUCUGCGAGAACGACGUGGACUAUCAGGUGUCGUUGGAGGACGUGGACGUCCCUGGUGGUCUCGUGUUCAUGUGGGCGUCGGUGAUGAUGGCCGUGGUGCUGGUCCUCAUCAUGGCGGUGUGUGGUCUGGGUAACUUGGUCUUGAUGUGGUCUCUGGUCCGGUCUGGUGGUCUCCGGUCUCUGGCGGACAGACUAGUCCUAAACCUGGCCCUGUCUGAUGCUCUGGUGGCUCUGUGCUGCCCCCUGCUGCUGGAUUACUACACGGUGCGCGGGCUCAGCUGGAGGUUCGGGGCGAGCGCCUGCGCCAUCGUCGGAUACGUCAGAGCGCUGUCCCUGCACGUGUCCACCAACGUGCUGCUGGGGAUCGCCGUGGACAGGUACCUGGCGAUCAUGCAUCCUUUGCGGCCGCGCUGUCACCGCUCGUGGCCCGUUCUUCUGGGGGUCUGGUUAGUCCCGGCUCUGGUCUCGGUCCCGGUGGUCCUCACCUCGGCUCAGACCCAGUUCUCAGGAGCAGAUGGAGUCCUCAAGACCUUCUGCGGUCAGGUGUGGAGUGUGGACCUGCAGACUCUGUAUCAGUCGUACUUCCUGUCGGUGAUGAUCCUGCAGUUCCUGUUUCCUGUCGGGGUCAUGACCUUCUGCUACAUCCAAGUCUGCAGAGAACUCUGGUUCAAAACUGUCCCGGGGUUCCAGACGUCUCAGAUCCAGUUGCGUCUUCGCCGUCGUCGUAGGACAGUCCUUGUCCUCGUCCUGGUCCUGGCGGCCUACGUCGCCUGCUGGAGUCCGUACUACGUGUUUUCGGUUCUGCGGGACUUCCACGCGUCCUUCAUGUCCACGCAGAGACACGCCCUCACCGUCUUCUAUGCUGUGGACUGUCUGGCCAUGUCCAACGCCGUCCUCAACACGCUCAGCUUCGUCUGGGUCAAGAAACCGAACCGGACCAGGACUAGGACUGGACUUAGGCUCAGGACUUUCAUCAAGACCAAGUCCAGUCUGGAGGACAACCGGACCACGUCCAACAGGGGAGACCGAGACCUGGAGAGGACUAUCUUAGACCUGGUUUAG